This is a messenger RNA of Puccinia graminis f. sp. tritici CRL 75-36-700-3, 471 nucleotides long. RefSeq lists its product as uncharacterized. The record is from RefSeq and is a predicted model, not a curated record. Gene Ontology annotation, cellular component: nucleus. Lineage: Eukaryota; Fungi; Basidiomycota; Pucciniomycetes; Pucciniales; Pucciniaceae. Gene Ontology annotation, molecular function: DNA binding; enzyme activator activity; single-stranded DNA helicase activity. The transcript is spliced from 2 exons. Gene Ontology annotation, biological process: regulation of DNA repair; DNA-templated DNA replication. The coding region runs from base 1 to 471 and encodes 156 amino acids.
AUGAUUUUUGCGACGACCGAGAACCCGUCGUUCAGAUUAACGACGCCUCUCCAGUCGCGCUGCAGAUUACUAAAACUAAACCGACACGACCCAGAAGAUCUGAAACGGAUCCUAGAACGAGCAUUAGAGAUUGAAAAGAAAUCAUCACUUGAUGAUGUUGCGAAUAAAGUUGAUUCACAGAUGAUUGAUCUCUUGGCUAAUGUGGCUGAUGGGGACGCUAGAGUCGCGUUGUCUAACCUCGAACUUAUCCUGCUUGCGCUUAAACAAAAACCUGAUUUGGGUCAUCAGGAACUUAAAGAAAUCAUCGGGAAUAAAUUCCUCCUUUAUGAUCGGAAUGGUGACAAUCAUUACGAAUUGAUUUCUGCUCUUCAUAAAAGCGUCCGAGGAGGGGACGCUGAUGCGGCACUUUAUUGGCUAGCAAGAAUGUUAGGCAAGUUGUUUUGCUUGGUGUUUUCAAAUGAUCAGUUUUGA